AUGGCUUCCACGACCGCCCCCUACACCCCACAGGACCCUGUCGGGGUCACAAAAGUGAUCAAUAACCUCCGCAGUGCUUCCAAAGCUAACUGCGGCUACUCCUGCAAGCAAUCCACAUUCCCCAUCGCCGGCACCAACGACAUCUCGGUCGACUCAUGGAAGUUCCGGGAAUGGGACUACAAGAGGCGGGACCUCCCCACGUACGCGCGCGGGCUCUUCACAUACCAUGACCCCAACACCAAGACCGACGAGAUCGUCAUCCGCGGCUACGACAAGUUCUUCAACAUCGACGAGGUCCACCGCACAAAGUGGUCGUGGAUCGAGAAGAAUACAAAGGGGCCCUACGAGGUCACGGUCAAGGAGAAUGGAUGCAUUAUUUUCAUCAGUGGGCUGCCGGAUGGGAAUCUCCUGGUUUGCAGUAAGCACUCGACGGGGGCGAGGGAUGAUGUGGAUCUCUCGCAUGCAGUGGUUGGAGAGAAGUGGGUGGAUAAGCAUCUGGCGAGUGUGGGCAAGAUGAGGAGGGAUCUGGCGAAGGCGCUGAGGGAUGCGAAUGCUACGGCGGUGGCGGAGCUGUGUGACGAUAGCUUCGAGGAACAUGUUCUGGCCUAUGAGGGUGACAGAGCGGGGCUGUACCUCCACGGGAUCAACCUGAACCUCCCUGAGUUUGCAACAUAUCCGGCGACGGAGGUCAAGGCGUUCGCAGACAAGUGGGGGUUCAAGAUGAUUGACUUUUUCACAAAGCAAGAUGUGGAAAGCUUGAGGGAGUUUCUAGAAGAGGCUGCAGAGACAGGAUCGUGGGAUGGAAAGGACGUGGAGGGCUUUGUGAUCCGCUGCAAGGCCCGCGAUGGCCCGGAGAAUGAUAACUGGCCGGACUGGUUCUUCAAGUACAAGUUCGAUGAGCCAUACCUCAUGUAUCGUCAAUGGCGGGAGUGUACAAAGGGGAUGAUCAAAGGCAAGGCUCCCAGGAUCAGAGACCAUGAGAAGAUCACAAAGCAGUAUCUUUCCUUCGCGGCAAAGUACUUCAAGGAGAACCCCGAGGCGCAACAGAAGUAUGUGCAAAACCAUGGUAUCAUCAGCCUCCGGAACGCAUUCCUUGCUCACCAAGGCAUCAAGGGAAGCGAUAUUAUCAGGCAGGAAGCAGAGGGCCAAAAGGCCGAACGAGAAAGCAUCAAAUCAAACCUCUGUCUUGUCCCCAUCGCGACCAUUGGCUGCGGGAAAACCACCCUAGCUGUAGCGCUCUCAAAACUAUUUGGAUGGGGCCAUAUCCAGAACGACAAUAUCGCUGGGAGGGGAAACCGUGGGGCCAAAUUUGCGUCGGCAAUCUCAAUGGAGUUAUUUAAGAAGCCGGUCGUCAUCGCCGACAGGAACAAUCACCAGAAAAGAGAGCGGGACCAGAUCUUUGCCGAUGUUACUGGCGCCACUCCCGCCGCACGCUAUGUCGCUCUGCACUAUGUUCAUGACCGUCCAGAAAUGGAUCCUUGGAAUCUCAAGAAGCGCAUUAUGGCUACUACAGCAGCCCGUGUUCUUAACCGCGGGGAUAACCAUCAAACAAUUGAUGCAAGCAAGCUUCCUAGGCAAGAGCUGGAUGGUAUCAUGCAGGGCUUCCUCAACCGAUUCGAACCCCUCGAUACCCAAUCUCCCCCAGAUGACCAUUUUGAUUCUUACAUUGACCUCGACCCCGAAGUUGAGUCGAGGGCCAACCUGGAGAUCGUUGUCAAGUUCCUGAAAGAGACAUACCCGAACAUCAUUGAUAAACUCCCUACCUCCGAAGAAUACGACGCGGCUAUCCAGUCUGCGAUGAAGGAGUACUCUGUUGACCGCCGCCCCAAACAACAGCAGCAGGCCCAGAAGAACCAGGGGCAGAACCAGGGGCAGAACCAGGGGCAGAACCAGGGGCAGAACCAGGGAAACCAGCAGGGCCCUCCAAAGCACAAAGCAAAACCGAUCGAAUACUUUUCCAUCAGCGUCCCCGCCGCCCAGAUCAACACCAUUGUUGAAAACGCCUUUGCAACACAAUCGGACGGCGAUGACUGGUUCUACAAGUCCCUUUGCAGCAAAGGCCGUAUCCAGCCGGCGUUCCACGUCACCUUGGCCCACCGCGCAAACUUCAAAACAUAUCCGCAGGUUUGGGAGGCGUAUGAGAAGAGGCUCGCGGGGUGUCUGGGGCGCGGUAAUAUGGGCGUUACUAAGGUUACGCUCGAGAAGAUUAUCUGGAACGGGAAGUUGAUGGCGAUUACGGUCAGCAUUCCCGAUCAGUCGAUUGUGACAUCGAACCUGGUCAAUCAUAUUACGCUGGGAACGUCCUCGUCAGCUGUUAAGCCGAAGGAGUCAAAUGAUAUGUUGAAGGCUUGGAAGGACGGUGAUCAGAUGCAUGAGCUGGCUUUGCCGGAUGGGACGGUGGUGGAGGGUGUAAUAAAGGCUGUGGAGGCGAGGCAUUAA
Molecule: messenger RNA, 2439 nt
Organism: Morchella sextelata
Lineage: Eukaryota; Fungi; Ascomycota; Pezizomycetes; Pezizales; Morchellaceae
Exons: 1
Coding region: 1-2439 (812 amino acids)
Biological process (GO): tRNA splicing, via endonucleolytic cleavage and ligation
Cellular component (GO): nuclear inner membrane
Molecular function (GO): ATP binding; phosphoric diester hydrolase activity; GTP-dependent polyribonucleotide 5'-hydroxyl-kinase activity
Source: RefSeq, a predicted model, not a curated record